GUAAGAGCUAGGUUUAACACGCUGCAUGAAUUCUAUCUGACGAGUGCUGCUAUCAGCAGCUCCAGCAGGAAAUAAAGACAACAACACCCUAAACGCAGGUUCGCUAUGGCGGACUGCUAACCAACGAUGACCCACUCCAGCCCUUUCAACAGUGACACCUCCUUCCUUGCAAGAUGAAUUUUAAAGUUUUGCCACAGUAAAAAACAAAACCCUUACAGAUGACUUGAAACUAUUUUGCCAAGUCGAUGAAGCUGAGGAAAGCCUCGUGAGCCAUGAUGAACCGCUACACCACGCUGAAGCAGCUGGGUGACGGCACCUACGGCAGUGUGCUGAUGGGGAGAAGCAACGAGUCUGGAGAACUGGUGGCUAUUAAACGAAUGAAAAGGAAAUUCUAUUCGUGGGAAGAAUGCAUGAACCUAAGAGAGGUGAAGUCGCUGAAGAAGCUGAACCAUGCAAAUGUUGUCAAACUGAAGGAAGUUAUCAGAGAAAACGAUCACCUGUACUUUGUUUUUGAAUACAUGAAGGAGAACCUCUAUCAGCUCAUGAAGGACAGAGAGAAUAAGAUGUUCUCAGAGAACGAAAUUAGGAACAUCAUGUUUCAAGUGAUUUCUGCCUUGGCUUUUGUACACAAGCAUGGUUUCUUCCACCGAGACAUGAAGCCAGAAAAUCUCCUGUGCAUGGGCCCAGAACUGGUCAAGAUAGCAGAUUUUGGACUGGCCCGGGAGAUCCGCUCCAAACCUCCUUACACUGACUACGUUUCGACAAGAUGGUACCGUGCACCUGAAGUUCUGCUCAGGUCGUCCACUUACAGUUCUCCUAUAGACCUGUGGGCUGUGGGAUGCAUCAUGGCUGAACUCUACACGCUCAGACCUCUUUUCCCAGGAAACAGUGAAGUGGAUGAGAUCUUUAAGAUCUGCCAAGUCCUAGGCACUGUCAAGAAGCUGGACUGGUCAGAGGGCUACCACCUGGCUUCCGCCAUGAACUUUCGCUUCCCUCAGUGUGUGCCGACGCCCCUAAAGACACUCAUUCCCAAUGCCAGCAGUGAGGCGAUUACUCUAAUGAAGGACCUUCUGCAGUGGGACCCCAAAAAAAGACCUACCGCCGUACAGGCGCUGCGCUACCCAUACUUCCAGGUUGGGCAGAUCUUAGGGCCUCGUCCUCACAGCCAAGAGGCCAAGAAGGUCCAGCCCAGACAGAUAAUCCAAAAGCAAGUCUCAGAACCUAAGGUGGAUCACUCUCCUGAUAACAGAGCCUCCAAAUCCUCCCCAAGAAGCCUCCAGCAGCCUCAACCUCUUAAGCAGAUCACAGUGCCUCAAGCUGAGAGUAAACAAGGAGGCCUCAGCUGUGUUAAGGUCACAUCAGUGUUAAAUGAGAGCGUUGGUGGAACAGGGAUGAUGAAGGGCGGCAGACGGCGCUGGGGCCAGACGGAGGCGAAGACCUUGGAUAGCUGGGAUGAUUCCGAUGCAUCGGACACUGCUGCCUCACACUCAAAGAAACCCAGCUUGGGGAAGUCCAAGGAGGAGAGGAACUUGAAGGAACUUCGGCCACAGGCCAUAGAGCAGAAACCUCUUUAUUCCUUCAGCACCAUUACCAAACUACCAAAAAAUGUCAAGGUGGGCCCAAUAGACCCAAACCUACCAGGAUCAGCAGCACGGCAGCAUUAUCUCAGCCAGUCAAGAUAUCUGCCUGGUUUGAUCGGCAAGACUUCGUGUGAAAAGGAGCUGAGUGGCAUGACGUUACGUGACUUGUGGGAGAACUCCAACGCUGUAAAUAAACCCCUUGGUUCCAUUGGACCAGGAUUGUCUGCCACAAGAGCCAAACCAGCCUCUAAAUCUGUGGAAAGUCCCCCAGAGAAACCCGUUUUUAAGGAGAGAAUACUGGAGAAAAUCGAUGCCUCCAAAGGAAAUGUUGUGAGCACCAAGUAUAACCUAUCUGCUGGCUACAUCCCUUCGUUUCAAAAGAAAGAGGUUGGCUCCGUGGCACAGAGGAUCCAGUUGGCGCCAAUAGCUGGCCAUCACACAAGUAAAGACUACUUUCUCAUGUUAACAGACACUUAUCAUACUCACCAAAAAUCUUCCACCUUUGCUUUUUCUUCUGCUGUUCAAACUUUCGGAGUACAGUAUUUACAUUCACUAUCUCACUCGUCCCUCCUUUCAGUCAAUCCUUCCUCUUCUCCUGAAAUUAAAAAAGACAAACCAAAAAAGGCAAAGCCCAAGUCCAUCUCUUCUUUGAGUGAAACUAACGAAGAUUACGACGGAUGGAAACGGAGGACAGAGAUCAGAAGUCAGGUGAUGAAGGGGAGUAGCUACUCAGCCUUGGGAAAAACUUCGGGGAAUCUCCUGGCCAGAGGUCCGGCCGUGCAGCCGGUCCACGGCAGGGUGGACUGGGCUUCCAAGUACGGUGGAAAUCGGUAG
This is a messenger RNA of Nerophis lumbriciformis (worm pipefish), 2414 nucleotides long. It is a transcript of the gene mak, whose product is annotated as male germ cell-associated kinase. Gene Ontology annotation, molecular function: ATP binding; protein kinase activity. The record is from RefSeq and is a predicted model, not a curated record. Lineage: Eukaryota; Metazoa; Chordata; Actinopteri; Syngnathiformes; Syngnathidae. Gene Ontology annotation, biological process: protein phosphorylation.